AUGAUUUCUUUUGAUGGCUUUUUUUCGGAAGGGGAUUUUUCCCGCUUUUUUUUCUUAUUAUUUGGUUGGGGUCACAGCUUCCCGUUGGUCUUGCAAAUUAGCGAUAAGGGCGUUAUGGGUUUAUGGACGUUGACGAGGAUGUACGUAUGGCAUGGUAUCUGGCAUUCAGCAUGA
Bipolaris oryzae ATCC 44560 is the source of this 174-nucleotide messenger RNA. RefSeq lists its product as uncharacterized. The coding region runs from base 1 to 174 and encodes 57 amino acids. The record is from RefSeq and is a predicted model, not a curated record. The transcript has a single exon. Lineage: Eukaryota; Fungi; Ascomycota; Dothideomycetes; Pleosporales; Pleosporaceae.